Messenger RNA from Xyrauchen texanus (razorback sucker), 1666 nucleotides. Its product is annotated as holocytochrome c-type synthase-like. Gene Ontology annotation, cellular component: mitochondrion. Bases 90 to 932 code for a protein of 280 amino acids. The record is from RefSeq and is a predicted model, not a curated record. The transcript is spliced from 7 exons. Gene Ontology annotation, molecular function: holocytochrome-c synthase activity. NCBI's taxonomy places the organism in Eukaryota, Metazoa, Chordata, Actinopteri, Cypriniformes, Catostomidae. Gene Ontology annotation, biological process: cytochrome c-heme linkage.
AAUUCACCAGUGCAUAGUGGGAUUUGAGGCAUGUCUCUAGUAAACGACAUUGACAGCAGAGGUGGUGGGUCCGAUCCUCUUCGUCUGGGAUGCUGAGCGGUGACAAUAUACCUAUCCCUACAGGCACUGUGAAGGCAGAGGGCAUCAUGGUGAAUGAGUCUGGCAGUGCACCACCACAGGGCUGUCCGAUGCACAGAGAUUUCAGAACAAGCGUUCCUUCAGAAUGUCCAAUGCAUCAGGGGUCUGCACCUGGCAAAAAUCAGCUGAAGAAAGUGCCAGAUGUACCUGCACAUCAGGAUGGGGCUUAUGAAUUUGUAGAGUGUCCUAUGAGAGCUGCCAAUGGAGUCAAAACCACAAUUUCUGACAUCAAUCCAGCAAAUAUGAUGCCACCACCUAAUCAGCAGCCUUCACCUGGUCAACCAUUUCCCCUGUCUGUUGCAAGAGAGGCAUCUACCAUCCCCCGAGCUGGAUCUGAGCAGAACUGGGUUUAUCCCUCAGAACAGAUGUUCUGGAAUGCCAUGCUGAGGAAAGGAUGGCGCUGGAACAAUGAUGACGUCAACCAAAAAGAUAUGAAAAACAUCAUCAGGAUUCACAACCACAAUAAUGAGCAAGCUUGGCAGGAAAUCCUCAGAUGGGAGAAACUCCAUGCUAAAGAAUGCCUAUGUGGACCUUCUCUUUUAAGGUUUGGUGGCAAAGCAAAAGAUUUUUCUCCCAGAGCCAGGUUUCACCACUGGAUGGGGCAUGAACUACCAUUUGACAGGCAUGACUGGAUUAUUGACCGGUGUGGAAAAGAGGUCAGAUAUGUGAUAGAUUACUACGAUGGAGGUCUGGUGCCCAAGCACACCAUCCUAGAUGUACGUCCAGCCUUUGAUUCAUUAGAGGCUGUUUGGGACCGUAUGAAAGUGGCCUGGUGGCGUUGGACCUCCACGUGAACCUCCCCAUGAGUCUUUCAGGAUCAAUAGGAGAUACAGGAACUGAGAUUUAUCGGUGAUAUAGCUUAGCCGAUUGAAGUUUUUUUUUUUUUAUUAUGAUGAUGGUGAUGAUGUAAUUGGAACCAGAAUUAAGUCCUUAUGUCAUUAAUUGUUAUGUGCAUAGAACAAAACCUCUGAUGACCACUACGAUCUUACAGAUGUAUAAAACCGUUUCUCAGGAGAAAACUAUACAGAAUUGUUUACCUAAUAUGUUGAAAUUAGGGAUUCCUGGCAUGCAAAAUUAAAUGUACUGUAUACAUUUUAGAUCAGUUUUUAAAUAAUAUUGAUAUAUACCUUUUUGUUUUAGUUUAAAAUAUUCACUGUUAACUAUUCAGUGAUGUUGUGAUAAAUUGUAAUGAGCCUCAAUUAGUUUUCUCUCUGCUUUUUAAAAAUGAAUUAUGUAGUAAUGGUGUAAAUAAUCUGUCGCAAAAUUUUUGUUCUACAGUUACUAUAAUUUUCUUGCAUACAUAUUUAUUUCUGCUAUAAAGUCAGUUGUUGACAGAAUAUGUUGUAAUAGUCAACAAAUACCUGCAAAUGUAUUUUAGUAUAGCACUCAAAUGAAAGGCCUCCAACAGAAAAUAUCAAGACAAAGUAUUAGAUUUUCCCUUUAAAUAAUAGAAAUUGUCAAAUAGGCUGUACAAAAACAAAUCAUCUAAAAAAAAAAUGCUUAUCCAUUAUUUAUAUUUUUCUGCCAA